Aspergillus terreus NIH2624 is the source of this 363-nucleotide messenger RNA. RefSeq lists its product as uncharacterized. Bases 1 to 363 code for a protein of 120 amino acids. The record is from RefSeq and is a predicted model, not a curated record. The transcript is spliced from 2 exons. NCBI's taxonomy places the organism in Eukaryota, Fungi, Ascomycota, Eurotiomycetes, Eurotiales, Aspergillaceae.
AUGCUUUUCAUAAUACCGACGGUGGAUAUCCUGCUCGCGGAGCAAACCGCCUUUGUGAAGAGACUGCAAGAAGAUGCAGAGAAACUGAACCGCCUCGGCUGGGGUCGGGCAGAAGAUGAUAGAACGUCUUCUCAAACAGGUUCUAGCAUGCAGUCUAACGAGGGGGGCCAACGGACACACGGAGAGCGCCGAUAUACAGUGCAAAGCAAACUUUUCGAUGGCCAAAUUCAUGGCUGGCUGGAACUUCCAUCAGCGGUCAUAGACGAGCAAACUCGACGAGAGGCUUUUGAUAGUGCGGUGCAGUUCCUCGAGAAUGUGCAUCGCAAAUACGGAUGGGAUUAUGAACAGUCUUGCAUCGAAUAA